Messenger RNA from Larimichthys crocea (large yellow croaker), 3802 nucleotides. RefSeq names its product iroquois homeobox 2a (gene irx2a). Gene Ontology annotation, biological process: cell development; neuron differentiation; regulation of transcription by RNA polymerase II. The transcript is spliced from 3 exons. NCBI's taxonomy places the organism in Eukaryota, Metazoa, Chordata, Actinopteri, Sciaenidae. The record is from RefSeq and is a predicted model, not a curated record. The coding region runs from base 304 to 1854 and encodes 516 amino acids. Gene Ontology annotation, molecular function: RNA polymerase II cis-regulatory region sequence-specific DNA binding; DNA-binding transcription factor activity, RNA polymerase II-specific. Gene Ontology annotation, cellular component: nucleus.
UCCACUGGCUCCUUCCCUCCUAACUCCUCACUUCAUAGUGCUGCGUACUAAAAACAUCGGACGCUAGGGGAUCAAGACGCAUGCCACAUUGCCUCUAUGAGGGCACUUUAACAGAUCUUACGGGGUUUUUUUCCCAGUAAGGGGGCUGUGGAGGGAGGACUUUUUUUAUUUCCAUUGUCUGACGACUAUUUGCACGGCUGAUUAUUGAGUUGAUUGUUUAUUAUUUUUGGCUGUUGUUGCCCGACGCCCUGCGCGUUUUUUUUCCUCCCUUUUUGGAAUCGGCGACCCAUCCCGCGCUCACCAAUGUCCUAUCCUCAGGGUUACCUCUACCAGCCCCCGGGCUCUCUGGCUCUUUAUUCGUGUCCGGCUUACGGGGCCUCGGCUCUGGCUGCCCCGCGGAAUGAAGACUUGGCGAGGUCGUCGUCUGGCUCAGCCUUCAGUCCUUACCCUGGAUCGGCUGCUUUCUCCGCCUCGGCUGGGGCAGGCUUCUCCAGUCCGCUGUCAUACUCCACAGAUCCCACGACGGGAUUCCCAUCGUACAUGAGCUCUCCAUAUGACGCGCACACGACGGGCAUGGCCGGAGCAUUGAGUUACCACCCAUACGGGAGUCCAGGGUACCCCUACCAACUCAACGACCCGGCUUACCGCAAAAACGCCACCAGGGACGCCACGGCCACCCUGAAGGCCUGGCUGCAGGAGCACAGGAAGAACCCGUACCCGACAAAAGGAGAGAAGAUCAUGCUGGCCAUCAUUACUAAGAUGACCCUGACGCAGGUCUCCACAUGGUUCGCCAACGCCAGGCGGAGGCUCAAGAAAGAGAACAAGAUGACCUGGGCGCCCAGGAAUAAGAGCGAAGACGAGGACGAGGAGGACGGAGACGGGGAGAGGAAAGAGGUGGAGCGCUCUGACAAAACCCUGGAUAACAGCGAGGCUUCAGCGGAGGAUGAAGGUAUCAGCUUGCACGUCGACACCCUGACGGACCACUCCUGCUCUGCAGAGUCUGACGGGGAGAAGGUCAGCUGUCGUGUGGGAGAGCUGGGCUCAGACCGGGCCGGCGAUAAAUGCGACGAGGACGGCGAUGAUCAGGACCACGACCCACGGCCACAACUCUCGCCCAAACCCGUCACAUCGUCGCCCCUAACGGGAGUAGAGGCUCCAGUUCUCAGCCAUCACCAACAUCACCACCACCACCACCUCCAUCAACUCCACCAUCUCCACAGCCAGCGCGAGGAUUUGGCCCGGAGCCUCGUCAAUAACAACAAUAUUAACACCAAUAAAUCGUCUUCAUGCCUUGACAGCAGACCUUCUUCGGGGCCGCCUCAGAACCCUACAGUCAAGCCCAAAUUGUGGUCGCUGGCGGAGAUUGCUACCUCGGACCAAAAGCAGCAACAUCAGCAACUGGGGCAGCCUGGGCAACUAAAUUGCCCCUCCUCCAGCGGUGGCCUCCUUACCCCCUCUACGCCUUCCACCACCUCCCCGACUGCCAGUUCCCCCUCCCUCUACCCGACCCCCUCCAUCCUUGGAAGACCUAUUUAUUACACUUCUCCCUUUUAUAGCAAUUACACAAACUAUGGCAACUUCAGCCCCCUGCAGGGCCAAGGGAUCCUGCGGUAUACUAAUUCAUCCGGAGUGAGUCUGGCUGCUGCCGCCGCCGCUGCCGCCGCCGCCGCUGCUGCAGCAAACGAGGGUCUGAGCUCCUCUCACCAGGCUCUGGAGGCGAGCACAAACCCCAAACACAGGCCAGACUCCCCCCUCGUUAAACAUAACCCAAACCAGAUUGUUGUUGUCGAGCAGCAGCAGCAGCAACAGCAGCAUUUCAGAGCCGCAAAUUUAGAAGCAAAGAAAGGUACGUAAUGACGUGACGCGGCGCAGCGUUGACGAAAUGAUUUGGAGCUUAAUUUAAUCUGGUGUUGAAUCUUGAGGUUGCAUUUUUUUUAAUUCUUAAAAGCAGGAGGGGAAAUCGCACCGGUGUUCACUUGUUUCCAAUGCAAAUCAACGGCUUUUCCUUUGUGUCACUUUAAUGUGUCACUGCAGUCACACCGUGGGAUGAUCUGGCUGGUUUUCUGCCACUUUUCUGCGAGCUUGCAUUGGAAACAAGUGGCGUUAUCUGACACUGUUGGCAGAUUCCCACUGGUUUUAAGAGAAAUGCGAUUUUAGGACUGAAUAUGAGACUAAAUGACUCAUUAAGACGGACUAUUUUUUUUUUUUUUUAAAAGAAAAUGAACGUGUAUUAUGGGCUAUAAUUCGUUUUCAGGCGCAGUGAAUUUUUUGAAAUAAUCAAUUCUCAAUAUUCAUUAGUUGAACAAUGCUUUCUAACAUUGAAUUAUUAGAUUUUCAUUUGCAGCAUUUAGACAACAGUAGGGCUAUAAUAAGAAAAGAGAAAAAAAAGCGUAUUGCAAAAACAAACGUGCUUAGAGUUACACCUCACCAAGAUAGAGACAUUAAAAUAAGCCCAUUAAGGACUGGCCUCGAAUCAGCCUAAACCACGCGCACUCACACACAGAGACGCGCACACACACAAACACACACACACACAGUGGGCAGCCUAAAGCAGAGACAUGUUGCCAUAGCUUUGAGCAGGAAUUCUAUUUUUAAUGUUUCCUCUGAUAUCUGUGUGUGCGUGUGUGUGUGUGUGUGUGUGUGUGUAUGUGCACAGUGGGCCUCAACCCCUUAUCUUCCAGCGUAGGAUAAUUAUAAUUACACAGGGUCAGCCAAAAGCAAACAAAUCACUUAGUUUGCUCUGUGCACUCAUCGUGCAACUUCACAUCUUCAGAUGUCACUUAGGUGGUUGUGGUUCUUUCCUUGCACACAUUCACGCCGCUGGAUAGUCUGUUUUUUUUUGUAUGAUUAUUUUUACCGGUAAUUAGGCAGUGGGGAUUUUUAAUAAGCACUUACAGUAUAGGGUUGUUUUUUUGGGGGGUAGAGCGAGCCUGAGAAAACUUGAUGUUUUCUGCUCAUGUGGAGGGAGUUGAUCAUUUGAUCGAGUGGGAUUUUUUUUAUUUUUUUUAUUUCCAUGCUCUGCAGGUAGGUGUCACAAUUGCUUUGAGUAUAAAGCGAGUAAGGCCACCACCUUUUAGCCCCACGUUUUAACCCCCAUAACCUUUACUCCAAACCGGAUCUAGUGCCACCAUAUAGUCGGAAUGAACGCUGCUACCGCUUUCCUCAGCUCCACACCGAGCUGAGACACCCUUCUUAACAGCACACACACGUUUGUCACGUUAUUACUGUUUCAGUUGUUUUGUUUUGAUGCAUUGUGCGUAAUAAUUUCAUAUGCUGGUUUGAAAAAAGAUCUCCCAUUAUAUGUGAUUUUACAUGUUAUUUCUCAGGUUCCUAUAGUUUGCUUAUUUGCCACGGUAUAUUAUUUUAGUAUAUAUUUACGUGUGGAAAACAUAAUUUGGCCUUUCUGUGAAAUUGUAUUUGUAAAAGGAGGUGUCCUGGGACGCAAAGCGGACGGAACUGAAGUGAAGUUGAGGACUUCAAAGUGGAAUAGCCUACAUUUGAUAUUUAUUUUUUUAAAUGAUGGCGAAAUGAUGCCUAUAAUUUAUGCAAGUUGUAUUGCAAAAAAUGGGAAACUGACAUCGUCUGUUUGUUUUGUAAAUAUAUAUAUAUUAUGGACGGUUUUUAUUUGAGACGCAUUUGGGGAAAAAAAGCUACACAAUCUUGUUAUCAGGAGAACUUUUACUAAUUUAUAUCUUUGAAUGUAAAUAAAAUAAAACGCGCCGGUAUUGAUGUACUGGCGGGGUAUGAUAUUCAUUAUUCAAAGGAGAAAAUAUUAAACUGUUUUCCCAACUAUUACAUCAAU